This is a messenger RNA of Coffea arabica (coffee), 2272 nucleotides long. NCBI's taxonomy places the organism in Eukaryota, Viridiplantae, Streptophyta, Magnoliopsida, Gentianales, Rubiaceae. The record is from RefSeq and is a predicted model, not a curated record.
UUGUACCAUGCAAUUGUGAUUGAUGAUUGCAAAAACCCCAAAGACCUCCCCCAAAUCCCUAUAUCUCUUUAACAUACUCAAAUUUAAGAGAUUAGUGCAACUGUUCUGAUAGGAUGAACAUGACCUACAUGUAGAUAUAAUUAAUUGGGGUCAUCAAUGAUCAAACAAGUUGAUCGUUCAUAAUUUAAGUUCCCUCUUUUUGAUCAAAAUAAAAAGGUGGGAUUAGAUAAUUAGGUUUUGCUAUCUUGCUAAUCAUUUAAUCACUCCCUACUUGUUAAACACUCGUGCUGCAAGAAGCUUUAUAUAUACUGAUUUACAUUAGCUAAUUUGGAAAACUGUUCAUCAUCUUUUCAUUUGAUUUAGCAUAGGGUUUAUGGUCCUAACUCAGCAGAACUUCAACUAUUCUUGCAUCAACAAAGCUGCAGGACCAGGGCCCCACCUUAAAUUUGAGAUUCAGAUAAAGCAAAAGCAGGAAAAAGCAAGAUUUCUUGCAGGUGACAGAUGCAGGAGUACUCUGAGUCUUGUACUGUUAUUCCACCAAUAAAAGUAGUUAAAUGACUGUGCUAGCUUUCUGUAUCUACAAGUAAAGCCAAGAAUAUGUCAGCAAACCUUGUCUUCAUGUGUAAGAAUUUGGUUACUUUGUCUGGAAAUAUACACUUGUGAUGGCCAAGGUCUGAAAUUUUUAUGAACCAGUCGUAAUCAACUAUGCCUGUAACAAACACAAUGGUGACUCCUAGCUCCCUCGAGCUUAUGCUGAAACAACUCCAGCAAAUGGAGGAUCAGCCAGCGGAUGAGCCUCCUGCUUUACCAACUCGUCCAGUGAUCAGGGCUCGGCUGCCUCGGUCAAGAAGGCAACUAUCACUUAGCUCCCAGAAAAGUGAUCUAGAUAUCACUUUAAGUUGUGAAGAGAGGAUGAUUGGGAGAAGAAGAGCAAUGAGCGGUGAUUCUUUUGAGUCUGCAGAAAGGGCUGAUGUGGGAGCACCAGCAUUUGUAGUUGAGUCUGCGAAUGGCUCACUUGCGGGAUGUGGCCACAGAAACCAUGAAAAUGGUAAUGCAGAUAAGGUUGGUAACUUUGACGAGGCAAAGGAAAUAGCACUGCAGUGGAUGCUGGGGAAACACCUGCAUGGUCGUCAAACCUGCUGCCAGUAUGAUGAGCUUAAAAUAGGAGUAAUUACAUUGCAAUCAUUUGUUCGUGGUGAAAAUGCAAGAAUAUGUUUCAUGAAAAAAAUGAGAGCCAUUCGAGCCAUACAGAAAUGUGUAAAAAGUCAGCUCAGAAGUACCAUGUUAGACGAAAAGGAUCAGGCAGCAAUAUUCUUGCAAGCAAGCAUCCGUGGUUGGUUGGCAUGGAGGCACUACAAUUCCAUAGACAAAAGAGAAAGACAGUUCAAUGAGGAAGCAAGGAAUGUGAAAAACCUAGAAAAUAAGGAUCAAAUUAUGGUUCCAUACUCGGUUUUAGUUGAUCUACAAAGACGAGUUCUGAAAACAGAGGCCUUAUUAGACAAGAAGAAAGAGGAAAAUGCCACUUAAAGCUACAAAUAAAGCAACUCGAGAGAAAAAGGCAGCAAUAUGAGACAAAAAUGAAAUUGAUGAGAAGACAUGGCAAGAUCAGUUAACAUCUAUGCAAAUGAGUCUAGCAGCUAAAAAGAGCUCUUCUAAACAUGCUGUGGGCAAACUCGGCCUACUUUUGGCUUUACCUGAAAUUCAGGACGAAGAUGCACCUGAUCCAUCACCUACAUCUAGGUUUCAAUUAAAUGGCAGAUCAAAUUCUGAUCAGCUCAUUGAUCAUGAGAAAGGGAUUUUGGAUGAAGAUACUGGAUCUUUAUUCACAUUGAACCUGGAAGGAUGGCUUCUAGCACCAAUCCAGAAGAGGAGCUCGAGAGACUGAAGUUCAAGUUUAAAACUUGGAAGAAAGACUUCAAGAAUAAGUUGAUGGUAGCAAAAACCACAAUCAAGAAGCUUGGCAACUCUGAAACAGGGAAAAAUAGUCAUAAGAAAUGGUGGGGAAGAUAAACAAAGGGACAAUGGAGUGGCGUCUGCAUGCUUUUAUUGAAAAAAAAUAAAAGAUUCUGUUGGAAAAAGAUCAGGAUUUUAUUACUUGAUCUUUAUCUACUUAGCCCUAUAUCCUUCCAAGAGCAACCAUUGAGAUCAUUCAUUCCGGCAGUUCUCUUGCUUAAUUGUAGAUUUCCAUGUCAACAUAUUCUUCUAGUGUCCUUACAUUUACAUUAAAAGAUCCUCUCUCAGAGCAUAGUAUUUCUCUGGAACUUAACUAAUG